AUGUUAUUUUGUGUCCAUGUACAUCCAGUCUACAACCUCAUUGCUAAUCAUGCUAAGUUCUGGCACGGAUCGUCCAAAAAUAGGAAUCAUGUCGGAAUACCGGCACGGGUAAGCAAACCUCUUCAGCAUUAUACACAGACCUUGGACUCCAUCGCAAAUUGUUCCAUUGCGGCAUUGGAAGACAGGAGAUCACUGGAUAGAAAUCGCUUGAAGCGUAUUCCCUAUCGAGCCUUCUACAACAGGCCUUACUUACACUUGCUAACAAUGUCUGAUAAUCCUAUAGAGGUAAUUGAACCAGAGGCAUUUACUCUCAAUGCCCCUGAACUUAAAAUAAUUUCGCCUAACAGAAUAGUGAGAGUGAUUUAUUACAAUUACCCGCCAGGCAGGAACUACUCCUUGUAUCUGAAUCCUCUGGAAUCACAUGAAGAAGCCAUCAAAGUCCCCUCAACUGAUACCUCCUUUGAGGAGGAGACAUUGAUAAUGGUUCUGAAUCGUCUCGGAUUCAGAAAAACGACUCACAGUAACUACAAUAUAUUUCUACCCUGUCCGUUGGGAACAUUUUCAAACUAUAACUUGUUUACUUUGGAACCAAAUGUGGAAAUAUGCAUAGAUUGUCCUCCAGGUGGCUUUUAUUCUGAUAGCCUCGCCUUCGUGAGUAAAGGUUGUAAGAAAUGUCCAAACGGUUCUUACGUUGCAUAUGACAAGAAACCUGGAAAAUCAGUAUCAGAUUGCAAGUCGUGUCCUCAAGGAACUGAGACUGACUUUUUCGCUGGAUACCGAGCUUGUCCGUGCUUGGAAGGUCAUUAUCGAACCCAUCUGUUCGAGGGAUGCCGCAAAUGUGGCAAAGGUGGACUUGUCUGCCACGAUGAAUAUGCCUCUUUGAAACCUGGUUAUUGGUGGCAAUGGCGUAACGAUUCUUACAAACGUCGUUAUCAAGAAUUUAUAAAAAAUCUCAAUGCAUCUUUACCAGCACUUGAUAAGAAUUCCGUGCAGUAUCCUUAUGCACUUCCAACGCCGUACAGGUGCCAAGUACCAGAGUCCUGUGAGGGCGGAUUGGACUCACUAUGUGCAGAUGGAUACGAGGGACCAAUAUGCGCCGUAUGCAGCUCAGGAUACCACAAGCAAUUCCACAGUUGCAAAAAAUGCCCAUCAAAAUGGUGGAUCGUGGGACAGUUGUCUCUUAUGGCUGUGAUUUUAUUAAUAACAUUUACCCUUUUGACAUGGAAAAGGAAAGCAAAGCUUGCAAUGGACCAUGGUCACACUCUUAUGGACACAUUCUUAUCCAAACUUAAGAUCUUAAUCGGUUUUUACCAAGUCACCCACGGCUUACUGGACGUUUUCUCCUAUAUCAGCUGGCCAGACCCGUUAAAAGGUGUUGCAAAGUACUCAGAAGUGCUACAGCUAAAUUUGCUUCAUAUAGCACCUGCUCACUGCCUUUUUCCAGAAUUACGCGUGAAUGCAUUUGGAGACUUGUUUGUGAUCUUGUCAAUCAAUGCAACCGCCAUUGGCGCUUCUGGUGUGUUCUACGGUAUUCGUAAGAGAAUCAUCUUACAAAAUAAAAGCCUGGAGGACGAAGAAAAACCAGCCAAGAUCUCAGAGAUGAAAGAAGUCGUGUACAAAAAUGUCUUCUUUGUCCUCUAUGUGACUUACCUGAGUACGUUUUCCAAGACAGCCAGCGUUUUACAACUUGCUUGCCGUAAAGUCUGCAGAGACAAAAAUGAAGAGUUGUGCAACGAGUACCUCAAAGCAGACUACAGCUUGAAAUGCCAAGGCUCAACAUAUAACCACCUGCUGAUUGUUGCAUACAUUUCCACUGCGUACGUCUUAACUCUACCCGUUGCUUCAUUCAUCGCCCUUUGGAGGCAUCGGCGAGCAAUGCCAACCAAGGCAGACGGUGACGGUUCAGGCGUUGGCACGGAACUUGUUGAAGGACUACGGUUUCUUUUCGGAAACUACAAACCACAUACGUGGUACUGGGAGCUGAUUGAAAUGUCUCGAAAAGUGAUUUUAACAUCUGGCCUUAUUCUUGUGGGUCAUGAAAGCAGGUCCUACAUUGGUCUGGCAUGGGUCGCAGCUGGUGUGUACGGAAUUCAUUUCUCCUGGAUGAAACCCAUACAGGACCCAUUCGAAAACAGAUUAAUGACGACCUCCCUUUCCGUUACAGUUGUCAACUUGGGUAUCGGUGCCGUUAGCAAAAUUCCAGCAGAGAAUAUAUCUGACACAGUGGAUAAAGACAUGGAUGCUUUAACAAUGAAGAUACUGAUUCUUGGUGCAAAUACUCUUGUAAUUGGCCUUCUUGUUGUUCAAUACUGUGUGUACUUACAUCAGUAUUUGAAAGAGUGGCGCAAGAACCCGCAGUGGUCCUUUUCCUGUUGCUUGGCGUUGGUUCUUCCUCUCAAUGAUUUGCAGGGGGAAAUUCGCGGUAUGGUCGGAAAGAACAUGCUUAAAGCACAGCUUCAAACAGGUAUGAUGGGAAAACCUUCCAUUAGUGCCUGCGCAAAAGAGAGUGGAGCAAUGAGUUUCAAUCUAUCUCGAGGAGACGUCGGUAGAGAUGAUGCAAAUACAACAGAAUUCCAUGAGUUACACUUAAAGAAAAGCAAAAAUCGUCAGUGCCACCCAAAAAUCAAGUGUGACCUUGGUACACAGACAGAGGUCACUAUGCCAUCAGAUGUUGCUACCUAUUGGUCACUAGAGCGAGCAGAUAUCUCUGUAAGGACAUUGAAUAUUUAA
Messenger RNA from Pocillopora verrucosa, 2730 nucleotides. Lineage: Eukaryota; Metazoa; Cnidaria; Anthozoa; Scleractinia; Pocilloporidae. The record is from RefSeq and is a predicted model, not a curated record.